AUGUUAAAAUUUGGAAUUUUGGAGAUUGCUGGAGUUAGAUCACAUGGUCAAGGUCCUUACCAUGCCGGCUGGAUGAUAAAUCCAAAAUUAUUUGGUGAUGGACGCACAUGGAGUUAUGGGUUCUGGAAGGGUGCAAAUGGAGCAGGUUGUUAUAAUACAAGAUGUCCUGAAUUUUUGUUCAAGUGUCAAAAACUAAAUUCUUUGGGCCACAACCUACUGACCCUAAAGGAGAAAAGGGAUAAAAAUUCAGGAAAUUGGUGGCUAUCAGAUGUGAACUUAACAACAGAAGAUGAUCAAAUUGGUUAUUGGCCAAAAGAAUUGUUUGAUCUUAUAAGGAAUAGCGUGGACAUGAUUGGAGUUGGCGGGAUAGUUCAAGCUUCUCCUUCUGGUGUAAGCCCUCCAAUGGGUAACGGUCAUAAACCAACUGAAGAUGUCAAUGCGGCAGCACGCGUCAUGAAACUUGAAAUUGUAGAUUCUAAUUAUAAGAUCCAGGAAAGUGACAAAUACAAGUUAGAAAAACUAUUAGACAGUGCUAAAUGUUAUGGCUUAAAAGAUGGAAAGGGCAUUGUAUUGUUCUCAUAUGGUGGACCUGGAGGACAUUCUUGUGGGAUCUAA
Molecule: messenger RNA, 615 nt
Organism: Arabidopsis thaliana (thale cress)
Lineage: Eukaryota; Viridiplantae; Streptophyta; Magnoliopsida; Brassicales; Brassicaceae
Exons: 5
Coding region: 1-615 (204 amino acids)
Source: RefSeq, marked reviewed